This is a messenger RNA of Enterobius vermicularis (human pinworm), 477 nucleotides long. The record is from the annotation of a GenBank genome assembly. Lineage: Eukaryota; Metazoa; Nematoda; Chromadorea; Rhabditida; Oxyuridae.
AUGCAGGAUGGAUUUCUGUUCCUCUGGAGCCAAAAGCAGAUGAGAAAGAAGGUGAAUUUGACUAUUGUGAAGCAGAUUGAUUUGUUUAGUGAUAAAAGCUCAGAAGUGGCAGACAGGGAAUCGCAAGAGAAAAUGUCUGGCGGGUCUUCUUGGAUUUAUGUUCCUAUUGUAAUCGUUAUCUUAGUUGUACUCAUCCUGUCCGCAAUAGCAUUUUUGAGGAGCAGACGGGUGGAAAGUCGAGGAAAAAUUGGUUUACCAAAUCCAGAUAUCGAUAAUUUUGAAAGAAUUGAAAAUUUUGGAGGCUAUUACCAGCCUAUUUAUGAAACUUCUAGAACCACUGGGGAGCGUUAUAGUAGGCGUGCUUAUCUGUUGAUGCAAGGUCAAAACGAAGCGGUCUGCAGUGUUCCGCAGUAUGACGCACCUCAACUAAUUCUGAAUGAAAACGAUCUUUACCAAACUGCAGGAUAUCCACCUUAG